This is a messenger RNA of Corticium candelabrum, 1470 nucleotides long. RefSeq lists its product as uncharacterized. Lineage: Eukaryota; Metazoa; Porifera; Homoscleromorpha; Homosclerophorida; Plakinidae. The coding region runs from base 65 to 973 and encodes 302 amino acids. The transcript has 5 exons. The record is from RefSeq and is a predicted model, not a curated record.
CUAAUGAUAUACACAGUGUGUCCCCAGUUUACGUAUUCAUACGCGUAGUAGGAGUGUUGCUGACAUGUACGUCUUUGAUGUUCGAGCAGUUGCUCUAUGCUUUGUGCUAGCAACUAUUAUUCAGUGGAAUUGUGUAACUGUUCAAAGUGAAUCCGUAUGUCCACAACGUACAGACAACAAGGCGGUCAUGGUCGGUACUUUACCUCAGACGUGUGAUGCAUCGAAUGGUGGUGACCUGUACUAUUCGCCGUCCACCAACCGUCUCACACUGUGUGAUGGUUCAUCGUGGAUACAUUUUGGAAUGUCGGUAAAGUCUGAGCUUGGCAGCUACGACAAUCCGAUCGUGUCUUGCUCUGUUCUACGAGGAAAGACGUCGACCGCACAAAGUGGAACAUAUUGGCUGAAACCACCGACAAGCAAACAUUCCAAACCGUUUCAGAUUUAUUGUGAUUUUGAUUUGCGUCCCAAUGGUUGUGCUCUCGUGUGGAAACAUUCUUACUAUCAAGUUACACCAAACAACAACACGCGGACGUUCAGUACAUUCAACAAGCCAUGCAUUGAUCUCUCUGAUGGUUGGUGUAAUGUAGCCAAUAAGAACACAAUAGAAGGAUCAGAGCAAGUGACAGCGGCCUAUCAUCACGGAACUGUCGUCUACGCCUACAGAGGUGAUCGCAACCCUCAACUGGGGAAGGCAUCGCAAUGGCGAGGUGCUAUUCUCAACAAUCCAAUCAAAAUAACAGACCAUUGUACAAGAAACAACGGCGUCGCACCGGAGCCAGAAGUUGGAGGCCACGCCAUACCAGGAAUAACGUUUGACAAGGCAAAUCCUGGCGAAUACACGCUCAACUGUGACACCGAUCGCUAUGCGUGGUCACCACCUAAGGACUGCCGUUGGCUAAACUGCAAUCUACCCGCUCAUAUAUCAACGACUACAUCCCUGACACAAAUGACUGUCGCCAUCUACCUGUGUUGAUUGACGUGAAAGACACUUCAAAGGUGUAAACUAAACAGACUCAUUUUGUCAUAAUUGCACUUGUCGUUUGUGUAGCUGUGCUUGCUUUAAGUUCUCUAUAUUGACAACAUAGGAACCGCAAGCAAAUAUAUCACUGCAGUCAAAUUUCAGCUUGGCCUGAUCAAUUGCAAAACGAUACUAAUACAUCCAGAAACACUUGGCGCAUAUUUGAUAAUGAUAUUGAAAGAGCUGCACUUCUAACAUUUGAUCUCAAAUUUUGGUGUGCUUAUCAAACGCGUAGUGCAAACAAAGAAGAAUUGUAAAGACAUGCCUCAUUGUUGCAAUAUAUUUAAUUAACUUAAAGUUGUUGAGAAAAUUGUCCUUAGUGACGUUCAAUUUACGAUACCGUAGACUAUUAUAGGGUAGCCAGAUAAAUAUUAAUCACGGUAAUACAAACAGUAGAGUACUCACACUGUAUAGGUAAUAAAAAUGUAUUAGUUAUAUUUUAUGACGGUUUU